Cryptosporidium muris RN66 is the source of this 4935-nucleotide messenger RNA. RefSeq names its product LCCL domain-containing protein. Lineage: Eukaryota; Apicomplexa; Conoidasida; Eucoccidiorida; Cryptosporidiidae. Bases 1 to 4935 code for a protein of 1644 amino acids. The record is from RefSeq and is a predicted model, not a curated record. The transcript has a single exon.
AUGUGGAAAGUAGGAAUUGAAGGAUUUAUAAUCGUAUUAUUGGUGUUUGGGUUAUACUCUAGUGGAGUAGGAUCUAUAAAGCAAAAUAUAGAUACAACUAUAGCAAAUACAAAUUUCGUACCAAAUAACGAAGAAUCUUCACCAAGUACAAUUGACUCACAGUUAAGUAAUGAGACCAAGAUACAUGAAGUUAAAGUAUUUGAGGCUGAUGUAACAAAUGGGGGUAAUUUGAAUAAUAAAAUCCCAGCAUCUACAUCAAAAAUAUCCAAAGCUUACAAUCCACUAAAGUCAGGAGAAUUAUUUAUUAUACCACUCAAUAAUGCAAUUGCUGAUAAUUACUAUCAUAGAUUGGGUAGUGAUGGUGUUGAGAUAUUUUUACCUGAAAAUGGUAUUAAACGUGGUGUUACACAUUGGCUAUCGGAUGGUAAUGCUAUAAAGAAUGAUAUUGUUCAUUUCACUGGUAUUCUACUAGAACCAACAUUAGUAUCAGGUAUUUUAAUUAAUUGGGCUUCUACUCCAGGUGAAGUACGCAUUGAUGUAUCAAAAGAUGGUUCAAACUUUCAAGAAGCUGUUGGGUGGACUAAAAAUAGGCUUGCAUCUAAAGAAAUGGAGCAAAAACUUUACUUCAAGGAGCACCCAAUAAAAAUACAAAAGGUAAGAAUAGGGAUGAGAAUACCUAUUUUUAAUUUUUUUGGCAUUAAUUUUGCUGGGCUACUAGUAAUCGGUUCUCCGAUUGUUCAAUUUACAAGUGGUAUAACAACUAUGACAGAAGAAUAUUGCCUGCAAAUAGAGGAUGGAAAUAUCCAUAAAGUAGGAGCCGAAUUAGUUCUAGGAAGUUGUAUAGAAGCAAUUGCAUCUGGUGAUAGCAGAGAGAUUUUUGGAUUUAAUAGUAAAGGGCAAAUAUUUAAUCCAAUAAGUAAGUUGUGUAUUCAACUCAAGGAUAACAAUGUGGGAACAGGAGGUACACUAGUACUAGAUGAGUGCUCAUAUACUAUGGAUGGUAGAGGCCUAUUUGAACUGCUUCCAAAUAACCAAUUAAGACUGAUGAGAGGUGGAAAUUUAUGUUUAUCAAGUCCAGGUGAUAAGACGGGAAUUAUUAAUGUUGCUUUAAAUGCAGCUGCUAGUGCCAGUAGUAUAAGAAAAACAGAACCAGAGUAUAGUCCUUCAAUGGCUGUAGAUAACAAAGAUUCAACAUUUUGGCUUUCAGAGGAUAUUCUAGAAAAUUCAUCAUCAGAAGUUUACUUUAAACUAGAUCUGGGAGUUGUUUUAAAACUACAAGAUAUUUAUAUUGACUGGAAGUACCCAGCUUCUGCGUUUUCAAUAGAUCUCAGUAGUGAUAAUAUUACUUAUACUCCUGUUAUAAGUAUAUCUAAUAAUGGAUUAAGCAGUACUGGUUAUUCUCUUGAAGGAAGAAAAGCAAGAUAUGUAAAGAUUGCUCUUUUGAGUCUAGGGAAUUCAAUUAAUAAAAAAAGUGUAUAUGGGAUUAAGCAAGUCAGAAUAUUCAGUACCACAAUGAGAAGUAUUGUAGAAGAUUGCAAUAUUGCAAAGGAACAUCAGGAUGGUAGAGAUAAGGUAUUCCCCCAACCGGUUGUUGGUGAAAAUUAUGCACCUGGUUUAUCUCUUAAAUCUCAGGGAGAAAUUAUCAAAAAAAGAUUGAUUGAAGUACAAGGACUCUCAGGACAUAUAUCAACAUUGCUUCCGAAACUAGAAACAUGUAAAAGUACUGCUAGUGGAAGAGAGGUCACAUUAAAGACGCAAGUAAAUAAAUUAGGACUUUUAUCUGAACAACUUGAAAAACUUAUAUAUGAUUAUUCACUGGAGUAUAAAUUUACCAAACCAUUAAUUGGUAAUUCUUAUCUAUUUCCAGCUGAAGAUUGUGUUGCAAUAAAGAAUGAUAGGAAAGGUUAUGUUUUAAGUGGGUUUUUCUAUGUCAAACCAUUUUGUACAACUAAACCAAUAAGAGUAUUUUGUGAUAUGGAUACAGGAAAUACUAUUUACCCUGUAGAGACACAUGUAAAUUCAGCGAGGUCUGUAAUGUCUGUUUGCUCGCAAGUUGGAUUAAAACCUUUAUUGCUAAGAGAUAAAAAAAAAUCUAUUAAAGGUAUUAAAUUGAUGCUAAAAAUGAUGGGAGUUAACAAAGAUAGAAGAGUUAUUCCUCUUACACAUGACUAUGGUUGUGACCAUGGUGAAACUUGUGCAGUACAAUUUUUGCAACUUGAUUCCCAUAUACAGUCGUUUAUCUCAGUUUCUGAGUCUAACAAACCAGAAAUUGUUUUGUGUAGCCCAAAUACCAAUUUUCAAUAUGCAAAUGAUGCAAUUAGUUUAGAGUGUAAUAGUCGCUUUGCAGAUAUAUUAGCUCUAAACAAAGCACCAUUACUGGCUUCAAUACUGGUAAAAUGUCCAACUACUUGUAAUCCAGAAUCUGAUGGCGUCGUAAUUGGUACAGAUGUAUAUAGGGACGAUAGUAGCGUAUGUAUCUCUGCUAUGCAUGCUAAUACUUUAAAUAGAAACACCGGUUUACUCCAGAUAACACCAAUUGAAGGAUUAGACUCGUAUGGUGCAACAAAACGAUUUGGUGUAUCAAGUAUAUCAUAUUUAGGAAAAAAGUGGUCAAAAAGCUUUGUUACUUCAAAAUAUGAAAGUCUAUGCCCAUAUAAUAGUAGUUUAUCAAUGCUACUAUCAUUCAUUCAGUUGGAGUCAAAACAAGAAAAUGAUCCCCCAACAAAUAUGACAUAUUCAGAUAGUAUGAUAUUACCACUAGGGCUUGGAACUGCUGUAGAUACAUUUGAGGCAAUAAAUAGAAUAAAAAGAUAUAUGAAUAUUAUUGGAGGAAUAUCAUAUACUUCUGCAAUGAAGGAAACAAUUGGAAGAAGCCAAGUACUAGUAUCCAGAGUAAGGAGUAAACUGAAACCCACUCAAAUAGUGGACUAUCAUACUAGACUAGCUGCAGAUAAUAUAUUACUAAAAUUACAUACAGUCUCAAAUAUAUUAUAUUAUCAUAUGGAAAAUCUAUUAGAAACUAUAGUAGAACAUGAAAAUCUUCUUAAAGAAGUGAUGGAAUUGAAAGCGACACAAACUGGAUUUAAUAGUUUCGAUAUGCCAAUUAGUAACUUUAUACACUUUGGAGAGUUAUUUGAAGAAUGGGAUAGCCCAGGGGUUACUGAAGGAGUUGGAAACUGGAGAAUUUUAUAUGAACCAAUAGGUGGGGGAGGUAGAAGUGGAUUAUUGGGACAAACAAGCCCUGUUGGUCCUCCAACUUCUUCAAAGCAAUUGGCUAUUGGUACAUUUGCAAGAUUAAAAUAUAAGAAAUUUUAUGACAUUGACUAUAACACUGAUAUUUAUAUCGAUAGCUAUGAGGGUAGUAUUGGUCUUACUUUCAGAAUGAUUAAUUUUGAGAGGUACUAUCUGUUAGAGUUUAGCCAACAGAAAUCCGGUGGAUUUAAAAGAUUGAUUAGAGUUAUAGAUGGUGAAAAAAAGUUGUUGGGAACUAAGUAUGAUGGUGGAUAUAUUUCUGGUUCAUGGCAUCAUGUAAGGAUUUUAUUGAGUGGACCAAGAAUACAAAUUUGGGUCAGUACCGAAAUCUCACAAAUUGAUGAAGAAAAGAAGUAUAGCUCUCCAGUCAAAGUUUUCGAUAUUUAUGAUAAUUGGAUAUUAUCAGGAUCUAUUGGAUUCUUUUCUAGUGGAAUUAAGGGUGGAGUUUAUUUUGACAAUAUCCAUGUACAAGCAAAACCAUGUACAAAAUCAUCUAGCUUAGGUUCAUUACUAUCUUCACAUCCACCAGCAGCACCUGUCUGUAGCAAUUAUAAGUCAGGCUCAUUUGGUGGGGUUCAUAAUGAGUUUAUGUUUAUAGAUCCAGAAUAUUCAUAUGAUGGUCCUUCAAACUGGGAAUUCCGAUCAAAUAUUGGAGGUUUGCAAACUAGAUCUUUGGUACAAACAAGUAAUAUACAUAGUAUUAGUAGUGAUAAAAUAGGUACUCAUGCGAUUUUAGGUGGAAAUCGCCAAUGUAAUACUGGCAUAUAUGAAUAUUCAUUCUUCCCACAAUGCCCUGAUGGUAUCAUUGGUGGAAUUAUUCACUAUAAAUCAUCAUCAUCUUAUAUGAUCUUCGAAAUGGGAUCACAUUAUUCAAGAAUAAGGGUCAUUGGAAAUGGUAUCAUUAGAACAUUGGCAAUGAAUAUGCUUGUUGGCUAUCAGUUAGGAACAUGGAACAAUAUAGAAAUACAAUUCGGUACUCUUGGAACCAGCAUUUUAGCUAGUACAAACAAUUAUGGUAAAACUCAGUUAUUAUAUACAGGGUCCCCACUAGGUUUAUACGAUGGUUCCGUAGGUCUAUCAACAUAUAAAUGUCCUGGUGUAGCAUUCCAGUCUAUUCAGUUGAGACCACUGACAAUAGGGACAGCUAUUGCAGGUCUAUUUUUAGAAGAAGCCCAAAAUACGAAUAUAACUCAAUCAGACUCAAGUAUAACUAAUAUAGACUUUUCAUCAAAUACUAAAUCACCUAAUUGCACAGCAAUUCAUGCUCGUGAUCGUAAAGAAGAUUGUGAACGCCUACUUGGAGAUGAUCAAUGUGAAGCUAACUACUGCUCAUAUUGUUGUGAAAAUAGUAUGGAAAGAACUUACACAGAAUUAUUACGUUGCAAACAAGAUUGUCACAAACAAGAUACAGAAUAUGAACAAAGUAAAGCGAUAUUAAAAACAUUGGAUACUUGUCAUAGUGAAGAAUCAAUUAAUUUGUAUACAGAAAAAUGUCAAAGGGUUCCAGCAGCAAAUAUAGAAGCUCAACAGACAUGGACCAAUCAAUUUGUAUGCUUUGUUGAUUUGUGUUACAUGUGUUGUAAUACACAGCCAUUAGAAAGUGAGGUUGACGAAACUUCGCUUGCUGAAUGCUACCUACAAUGUAUACUACUAGAUUAUAAGAAUAUCCCAGUGCAACUUUAA